GAUCUUUCUUUAAUUUAUACUGAUUUCCCGCCCCAUCUUCCUCUCUCUCUACAAAUAUAUAUUCAUAGCUGAAUGUUGUUUACAUGUUGUAGCUAGCUAGGGUUUUUUAUUUGGAUCUGCAGAACAAUAUGAAACGAAGUUGCAAGCUCAAGAAACCAGAUUCAGUUCCCAAUUUGAUUUUGGAGGAAAUAAUUGGCUUGACAACGAAAAACGCCAAUGGAUUGGCUUCGAGUAUUUCCACUUCGAAAUGUGCGUACAUUGCGGGCUGCGUUGUUGUGUUAUACGAUGUAGAUUCCAGUACUCAAUCGCAUCUCAUGGUGUUUAAUCGGAUGCCAAAACCAUUGACUUGUGUUGCAUUGUCGCGUGAUGCAAGAGUUGUUGCAGCUGGAGAGUCAGGCCCCCGACCUGCAGUAUUGGUAUGGGAUGGCAUAACCUCCAGUUUAAUACGUGAGCUAAAAGGACAUCAAUAUGGUGUGGCAUGCAUUGCUAUUUCACCUGACGGGAAAUGCCUGGCCUCCAUAGGAUUUCCUCGUGAUGGAUAUAUCUGCCUCUGGGAUUGGAGAAGUAAGAUUUUAAUGACAAAAAUCAAAGCCUCUUCACAAUAUCCUGCUUUUGCAUCUGUUAGCUUUUCGCUAGACACAAAAUUCAUAGUAACUGCUGGGAAGAAGCAUCUGAGGUUCUGGAAAGUUGGAUCACCUCCAAACUCUCGUGCUAGUACUAGAUCAACAUCAGUGGCCAUGCAAGGGAAGCCCAUCAAUCUUGGUCACUGUGAGGGAUUUUCAUUUGUUGCUGUUACAGCUCCCAGCUGGACCAAGAAAAGCUCUGUAAAUCACAUACAUGCCGCUGAAUCACCUAUAUAUGCAUUAACUGAUACAGGAAUUUUAUGCGUUUUAGUCGGCUCAUCAAUUAUAACCUCAGUGGAGUUAGAGGUCGAAAAAGGUUUUGCACUAUCUACAUCCAACAGUUUGGUUGCUUGUGCAUGCAACAAUGGACUUGUUAAACUAUUUGGGACCAGUUCCCUACAAUAUGCUGGAAGCUUAUGUUACACUGAAGCCAAAAGAUGCAAUAAACUAAAUGUUGUGGACUGCAAUACUGAUAAUAGCCAAGUUGGACUUCAAUCUCUGCCCGAACUUCCUGAUGCCAUUGCUUGUCAAUUUUCAACCUUGGAAAAGCUUGUGGUGAUUUAUGAUGACCACAGCCUUUAUAUAUGGGAUGUUCGUGAUGUACAGAAGGCUACCAGGUGUUUUGUGCUUGUUUCACACGGUGCAUCCAUAUGGGACGUCAAGAAUCUUCCAUGUGAAAAUAUGCACAAUCCCUCUCUCUCAUGUGUUGCUAAAGGUUGUUCUGGUGGAUUAUCUUUUGCAACAUGCUCGGCUGAUGGUACUAUUAGAGUAUGGGAUCUUGCUCUGCAAUCAACCUCGUCAAUGGACAAAUUCUCUCUCUAUACAGUUGACAGCUCUUUGAUUAAUCAUCCGAGUGGAACUACAUGUCUAGUGAGUGCUGGGAUUUUUGAACGUGAUUUUGUGACAUUAGGCAUUUCCUCUCCAGGGCUUCGAUCAAUGGCUGUUAGUUCUGAUGGAAAGCAUCUGGCAGCUGGUGAUUGCCAGGGAAAUCUCCAUAUCUUAAAUGUAAACACGUCUGAUUAUAUAUGCAUACAGGAUGCCCAUGAUGGUGAAAUCCUUUCAUUGAGCUUUAAUUUCGAGAACAAGAAAGAUAAUGUUUCAACAGAAGUUUCAGAAAGUCACCAGUUUCUUGCCUCGGGAGGUCGUGAUGGAAUGAUCCAUGUAUAUCGUGUUGACAGUAACUUUGAUCUCAUCGGAAAGAUUGAUUGCCAUUCAACUGCGGCCACUCCAGUAAACCUCACAUGCAGUGGCACUAAGAUUAUCAGUUGUGGUGGUGAUAGGUCUUUGGUGGUCCAUAACGUAAUUGCAAGUGAAAAGGAUUGUAAGAUUUCAUGCUGCUGCAGGAUUGCAACUAGUGGGACCAUUCAAGAUAUGGUGGUUAAUAACUCUAUGGAGGUUGCUAUUACCGUGGGCAAGGAUAAGAAGAUAAAUACAUUCAGCAUUAACACGGGAAAACUUGUUAACUCUAUUGAUCAGGAUGGAGACACCGGGGACCCUGUAAAGGUAACUAUUGAUGGAAGCUGCAGUUAUCUGGUCUGCUCAUACUCUAAUAGAUGUAUCUGUAUGUUUGACUACAUAACUGGGGAGCUAGUUGCACGAGCAGUAGGGCACAGUGAUGUUAUAACUGGGAUUGCCUUUUUACCUGACUGCAAGCAUCUUGUUUCAAUUGAUGCCGAUAGUUGUAUCUUUGUUUGGAAAGUGCCUGCUCCUUUCUCUUCACAGAUGCUACAGAGAACAAAGGGAAUUUCUUUUCCAAUUUCCCCCAAAUGCAUGGUUCAGCAAGUGUCUCUAAACAAAAUCGGCUCUUAUCAAUUCGAUGACCACUCCCGCAAGGAUGUAGCUAGAGAAAAACUGAACCAAAAUCAAGGACUGCUUUUUCAACAUGGCAGUUAUCCCAAGACCUCAGCAUUUAGGUUCAGCAUAUCUCGACUUCCAAAAUGGGCACGGGCUAAAGUUUCUAUUCCCAAUCCCAUCCCCACUGACCCAAAUUCCAGUUCAUCCAAGAUUAGACCGGGGAAGUGUUCUCCCUUGCUUACCCAUGGUUUGCAAGAAGACUCUGCAAGUCCCAUCAUAUCGCAAAGUACACCAAGACAUGGUUUAGAAGGCAGCAAUAAAUUCUCGGGGACCUUGUCCAGCAUUUUAUCAGAUACAGAUUGCAGCCAAGGAUCUCCAAGUCCUCAAGAAACUUGUAGCUAUGCAUUGGAUAACCGCUGGUUAAAAAUUCAUACAGUGUGUAUGGAUCUUCUCAAUUCGCCAGACAUUUCAGAUGUGGAGGCCUUGAAUGUGCCACACUGUGCUUUGGAGAGUAUGUGUGAGAUCAAGCAGUCACAAGACCUAGCAAUGGAGACAUAUCGUGAUAACAAGCGCAUCAAGCUGUCAUCCAUAGAUACUGGUUUGGACAAUCCUGCUGCAAAACCCAUCUUUGACUUUCGUGAAGACACUCUUUUACAGGAUUCCACUUUAAAGGAAUGCGUGAAUUAUUCUGGUACUUUUUGUGAUAGCAUGGAUCAACAUCAGAUUAGAAAUUUGAACUUAUGCCAUGAGCAUGUUUUUCAUGAGAUGUCAGCAAAGCUGCAGUCAAAUAAAACCGAAGCUGGGGUAAGAGAAGUUGACAAAGAUUACAAUAUCUCCAACACAAAUUCCCAGAUAGAGGGAAGGAAGUCAUCAGCAAGGAAAAGCUACUCGGCACGACUUCUGCUGCAAAGGAACCGUGUUGGAGGUUUAAAUAGAUUUUCUGGCAUGCAGGCUCGAGAUUCUGUAGGUGCAAUUCAGAGAGAAAGCGCAGAGGCCGAACCAAAUUCAAUGCUGAAAGACCCAUCCAAUCCGUUGCUCAAAAUAUUGCAAAGGACAGAUGCGGACGGACAGGAUGCAGGAAAUAGUCCAGUGACCUUGCUGGGACCAAUUCGUGCAAUCCCCAGAACUGAUUCUGGUGAAGUCUUGAGUAGCACGAAGGGCGUUGAUACGCCGUUGAGCAAGAAAUUGAUAGAUGGAGGAGACCACGAAGGAGGUAACAUAGACGGACUUGAAAACCUUGAGACAGCCAUUUCAUGCAAAGAAGCAUUGCACAAUCUGGAUUCUGCAGCUCAGAGUGCGCUGCAGUUAUUUUCCAAGUUUGCCAACCUGGAUCCUGAAGGACGAUUGAGGGGAUCGGAAGUUCAGUUGUAUGCUGAGGCAGCUGAAAGGCUUCCAUCAAUAGCAAAGAAAGUUCAUGCUAUAGCCAAGUUAGUUCAAUAUGCCAAAAUCCUUUCCAAUGAGAAUAAAUGGGUAGAUGACGGUUCAGCUUGUGAACCUUCAUCAUUGUUGGACAAGACCGAACAACAAUAAACAAGAUUUAAAUUUUAUUUUCUUCUUUUAUACAGUUGAGUAUUGUUCAGUCCAUUUUAUCAAACAUGCUAAAAGGUUCUUGAUA
Molecule: messenger RNA, 4032 nt
Organism: Olea europaea var. sylvestris
Lineage: Eukaryota; Viridiplantae; Streptophyta; Magnoliopsida; Lamiales; Oleaceae
Product: mitogen-activated protein kinase-binding protein 1
Exons: 20
Coding region: 129-3947 (1272 amino acids)
Biological process (GO): regulation of mitotic cell cycle; mitotic spindle organization
Cellular component (GO): mitotic spindle
Molecular function (GO): protein binding
Source: RefSeq, a predicted model, not a curated record